Messenger RNA from Cucurbita moschata (crookneck pumpkin), 1163 nucleotides. RefSeq lists its product as uncharacterized. The transcript is spliced from 7 exons. Lineage: Eukaryota; Viridiplantae; Streptophyta; Magnoliopsida; Cucurbitales; Cucurbitaceae. The record is from RefSeq and is a predicted model, not a curated record. The coding region runs from base 160 to 1089 and encodes 309 amino acids.
AAGUAAAAAGCCCGCAAGAUCCUCAACGGCCACUUGCGAAGAACCUCGGCUUUUCUGGUUUCUUCUUUACAUUUCUACCUGUUCUCGGCUUCCUCAAUCCCUCAAGAAUUAACAGCUUCUCUAAAUUUCUAUUUGUUCACAGAAAUUAGCAGAUAUAAUAUGCAGCAAAGGGGAGGAGCAGAAGGGAAGGACUCGCUUUUCUCAAGCGACUUCAUGGGUGGUUUCCCUGGAUUUGGUUUAUUUGGAUCCCACAGAAGUAUGAUGUCUAGCCUUUUUGGGGAGAGGGAUCCAUUUGAUGAUCCUUUCUUUACUCGCCCUUUCAAUAGCAUGCUUGAGCCGAGUGUAUCCAAUUCCCAUGCUGCUGCAUAUGAUAAGGAGAAGAAAGAUAGGGCACAGGGACUUGUGAUUCAAGAAAUCUCAUCUGAUGAGGAGAGGGAGGUAGAUGACGAUCUUGUGAACCAGAAACAGGACAAGAAUGAGAAUAGUUAUGGGUCAGACAAGGAGCCAUCAGUUGAGCAUCCUGAUGAUCCUAAUGAUGAGCGCCAGAUAAUAACUCGUAGAGGUAGUGAAGAUAAUAGUUUUGGAGCUCAGCCAAAGGCUAGUAAGUCCAGUAUGCAUACUUGCAAAGUCACAUAUGGCGGUGUAGAUGGAGCAUAUUACACUUCUACUAGAACUAGAAGGGUAGAUAAUGAGGGAGUAUUGCUUGAAGAGACGAAAGAAGCCGAUAAGACAACAGGUCAGGCCACUCAUAGGAUCUCUAGAGGAAUUCAUGAUAAGGGUCAUUCAGUUACAAGGAAGCUGAACCCAGAUGGUAAAGUGGACGUACUUCAGACUCUGCACAAUCUGAAUGAAGAAGAACUUGCUGGCUUUGAAAAAGCAUGGAAAGGUAAUUUUCAAGGGCAUCAAAAUGUUCCAAAAGGUGGAUUUCAUAUGGAUCCCAGUGCAGAAUCUAGUGGCAGUAGAAACAGAGAGAUGAUCAGUCGGGGUUUUCCAUCUUUUUCUGAAAGGAAAUAUGAACAUGGUGGUGGUGCAAGGGAGAGAUCUGGUUCUGGUGGAACCAAAAAAGUAAUCAGGAUCAACAUAGAAUAGAAGGCGAUGGAAGAGAUCUUGGCAUAGUUGAUGGAAGUAGAAUCUUCUCUCUUUUGAGGGAUGAUAGUUUUAUG